Myodes glareolus (Bank vole) is the source of this 3029-nucleotide messenger RNA. The record is from RefSeq and is a predicted model, not a curated record. Lineage: Eukaryota; Metazoa; Chordata; Mammalia; Rodentia; Cricetidae.
UUCUGCUUCCUGCACACAGUGCAUCCCAUAGCAGCACAGACUCGGGCCUCAGAGCUGAUCAUGCCGUCCUGCAAACGUCGUGCUUGGCUGAUUGCUGGAGCCUGUGGGCUUCUGGUAAUUGCUGUAACCUGUGCUCUUGUGUUUCUUCUCCGUGCAGAUGGUGAAGACUCAGCCCACCCCAUCAGGACUACCCACACAGGACAGGUGCAGGGGAGUCUUACCUACUUGAAAGACACCAAAGAGGGUGUCUACAUCUUCCUGGGAAUUCCCUUUGCCAAGCCACCUCUAGGAGAACUGAGAUUUGCACCUCCUGAGCCUCCUGAACCAUGGAGUGGUGUGAGGGAUGGGACUACCUACCCAUCCAGAUGUCUACAAAAUUCUGAAACAGUGGUUGCAGAAAAUCUGGCAAUGAUAAAACAGAGUGUGCCUUCCAUCUCAACAUCUGAGGACUGCCUGUAUCUCAACAUCUACACACCAGCUCAUGCCCGUGAGGGCUCUAACCUGACCGUAAUGGUGUGGAUCCAUGGUGGUGCACUGGUUGGGGGUAUGGCUUCUGCGUACGAUGGAUCCAUGCUGGCAGCCAGGGAGGAUGUGGUGGUGGUCACUAUCCAGUACCGCCUGGGUGUCCUGGGCUUCUUCAGCACUGGAGAUGAGCAUGCCAGAGGGAACUGGGGCUAUCUGGACCAAGUGGCUGCCCUGAGCUGGGUCCAGCAGAACAUUGCCUACUUUGGAGGAAACCCUGACCUUGUCACCAUCUUUGGAGAGUCUGCUGGUGGCACAAGUGUGUCUUCACAGGUUGUGUCCCCCAUGUCAAAGGGACUCUUCCACAGAGCCAUCAUGGAGAGUGGAGUGGCCCUGCUACCUGACCUGAUAUCUAACACCUCUGAGGUGGUCUACACAAAAGUGGCCAGCUUAUCUGGGUGUGAGACUACGGACUCAGAGACCCUGGUGCGCUGUCUGAGAAACAAGAGUGCAGAGGAGAUUCUGGCUAUUAACAAGGUCUUCACUCACAUCCCUGCUGUGGUAGAUGGGGUAUUCCUACCCAGGCAUCCCCAAGAGCUGUUGACUUCUGUGGAUUUUCGUCCUGUCCCCAGCAUCAUUGGUGUCAACAAUGACGAGUUUGGCUGGGGUCUCCCUAUGAUGUUGGGCGUUGAUCAAAUGAUAAAGGGCAUAACCAGAGAGACCCUGCCGGCUAUUCUGAAGAACACAACAGCACAGAUGACGAUACCUCCCGAGUGUAGUGACCUGCUAAUGGAAGAGUAUAUGAACGACACUGAAGAUGCCCAGACCCUUCAAAUACAGUACAAGGAAAUGAUGGCAGACUUCAUGUUUGUAAUCCCUGCACUCCAAGUAGCAAAGUCUCAGCGCUCCCUUGCUUCUGUCUACUUUUAUGAAUUCUGUCAUGUGCCCAGCUACGUCAAAGAUACAAGGCCACCAUAUGUGAAAGUUGACCAUGCCGAUGAGAUUGCCUUUGUUUUUGGGUCCUCCCCCUUGGACAUGAAACCUACAGCUGUCUUCACUGAGGAGGAGGAGCUGCUGAGCAGGACAAUGAUGAAGUACUGGACCAACUUUGCACGACAUGGCCCCAGACAGUCUUCAGAUGAAACAGAAGCUUUGGAUAUUUAUUAUAUGGGACAUAGGACUGUCAAAAUCCUAUGUUCUCUCAGCAAGUCUCACGUCUUCUUAUUUGAGUUCUGCAGACAGUAUGGAGCCCACCCUUGCUUGAGUCUAUCACCUCUGUGAAAAUGUUUGUCCAUUGGAUGUGUCCUGGAAAUGGGGCGGCGUCAGAAGAGACCCUUGGCCCUGGUAUCCUGAGCAAGCUUCUCCUUGUAUGGAGUUGUCUCCCUGCCCUCAUGGAUCCUCCAGAAGCCUCUUGACUCCCUGGUCAUCCCCUAAUCUUCAUGAUAGUCUAUGUGACUGAUUUCCAUAAAUGUUUAAACCCCAGCAGUACAAAGUCUCUUGCACUUUGUAAUUUACAAAGGUGGCAAAUUCUGCUCUGUCUGUACUUUUGCUCCCCCAAAGCACUUUCUCUGUCAUUAAGGAGUGGUGAGUGCCUUGUGUCCUUCAGGCCCUAGGACCUCCCCAUUCCUCUACAUCUCAUUAUCUUGCCCUACUUGGGCCAUUUCUCCAGAGCAAAGUCCUCCUUUCCCAACCACUACACUGAAUGAAUACAAAUCAUAAUGCACCAUGACAUUUGAGUUGACAACUGAUUUAAUGUUGCCCACUCAGGAAAUAAAUGAAACUGAUGUUGAGCCUUGAUUAAGAAACUGAGCAGAGGGAUGCUCUUGCUGGGGCCUUAAUGCAUUGCUGCAAUCCUGGUGAGACCAGUAGUUGGCUGCACCUCACCAGGAAGUCAGGUUCGGGCUUCAACCCUGAAAGCUUUCAUUGCUGUAAGCUUGGUAUCUGCUGACAACCACUGGCCCAAAUCAGCUGAAGACGUUCCUGAUUCCUAAAGGAAAAUCAGAGGCAGACAACCAACAGUGUGCUGACUGGCAGCCCAUGCUGCUGCACCCACAUUCCCCUCCUCUUUGCAAAGCCCUUUUAUCCCCUAAGCAAAAGCAGGACAAUGUAAACCAAUCUUUGGGUCCCCCUGUCGGGUGGGAUCCUGGUGACCGUUGAUCUUGUUCAGAGUCAUUGUGCCUUUGCAAUCCCCUCAUUCUCAGGCGCUCCCCUUUCCCUGAAGAAAAAUUCUGUGACCUUUACCCGCACUUGGUGUCUGUGGUCUCCAUUUGGCACAUUUGUGAGACGUGAACCAGCACUGACUUCUGGUAUCGGGAGCUCGUGUGACUGAUUGUUCAGCACCUUUCCCCCAAUACCAAGCCUUCAAGUGUUUUGAGGAGACUCGGUUGCAGGGAAGGUCAGCACUGAGUCUCACUACUGUAAACCCUCUCUCAUGUGGCUCUCAUUUCUCUGAAUACACAGGACAGUUCGCCAACAGCAAUCCCGGGGUACUCUUUAGACUUUCAGUAGUUACUAUGGGCUAGUGACCCAUAAGCUCAUGUUUUGAGUGCUUGCCCAUAGCUAGAGGA